Onychostoma macrolepis is the source of this 3948-nucleotide messenger RNA. RefSeq names its product alpha-L-fucosidase 2 (gene fuca2). Gene Ontology annotation, molecular function: alpha-L-fucosidase activity. The transcript has 7 exons. Bases 178 to 1536 code for a protein of 452 amino acids. NCBI's taxonomy places the organism in Eukaryota, Metazoa, Chordata, Actinopteri, Cypriniformes, Cyprinidae. Gene Ontology annotation, cellular component: lysosome. Gene Ontology annotation, biological process: fucose metabolic process; glycoside catabolic process. The record is from RefSeq and is a predicted model, not a curated record.
CUUGUUUGUUUCCCGGAUUCAAAACUACUUCUGCAGUUUCUGUUUUUGAAACGUUUUUUGUUUUUUUUUGUCAUUUGAUAAAUGUGUAACAAAUCACGUGUUUAUGUAGAUAUCAACAUCAUGUGAUUUGAAACAGCUCCCAUAUGAUUACUGUGAAUAACGGACAGCAGAAGCACAAUGUAUCAGUGGAGCGUUUUCCCCCUUUAUUUACUCUUGAUUGGCCGCUGUGUUGGUCAAUACCAGCCUACGUGGGAAUCCAUUGAUUCAAGACCUCUACCGGAAUGGUUCGAUCAAGCCAAAUUCGGCAUAUUCAUUCACUGGGGAGUGUUUUCAGUUCCCAGCUAUGGCAGUGAAUGGUUCUGGUGGUACUGGCAGGGCCAGAAACUCCCAUCUUAUGUGAAGUUUGUGGAGAAGAAUUACCCACCCGGCUUCACCUACGCAGAUUUUGCUCCUCAGUUCCGGGCUGAAUUCUUUGAUCCUAAAGAGUGGGUCGAUAUUUUUGCCUCGUCUGGAGCCAAGUAUAUUGUCCUCACAACCAAACAUCAUGAAGGUUUUACACUAUGGGGCUCGAAGUACUCGUGGAUGUGGAACGCAGUGGAUGUCGGGCCGAAGCGGGAUCUGGUGGAUGAGAUCGCCACGGCUCUGCGGGCACACAGUGAUUUGCGUCUGGGUCUCUACCACUCUUUAUUUGAGUGGUUUAACCCUCUCUACAGAGCAGAUGCUGACAACCACUUCAAAACCAAUGUGUUUCCUACAACAAAGACCCUGCCUGAGCUAUACGAGAUCGUCAACAAGUACAAGCCUGAGGUGCUGUGGUCUGAUGGUGAUGGAGAUGCACCUGACUCUUACUGGAACAGCACAGGCUUCCUCGCCUGGCUUUAUAACCAGAGCCCUGUGCGUAACACUGUUGUGACCAAUGACCGCUGGGGAUAUGGCACUAUAUGUAACCAUGGUGGAUAUUACACCUGCUCAGAUCGCUACAACCCCGGACACCUGCUGAAACACAAGUGGGAGAACUGCAUGACCAUUGACCAGAAGUCAUGGGGCUACAGGAGAGAUGCCAAACUCAGCGAUUACCUCACUAUUGAACAGCUGAUAGCAUCUCUUGUUGAGACCGUGUCCUGCGGGGGGAAUAUGCUGUUGAACGUGGGUCCCACACACGACGGUCGCAUCGUGCCCAUCUUUGAGGAGCGUCUGCGACAGAUGGGCCAGUGGCUCAAGGUGAAUGGAGAGGCCAUUUACAACAGCAGCGCAUGGAGAGUUCAGAACGACACGGUCACUCCUGGAGUCUGGUAUACGUGGAAUCAGAAGAACGCAAUCUAUGCUAUUUUCCUUUCAUGGCCCACUGAUGGCUAUAUUGUUCUAAGCGACCCAGUUGUAUCAUCAUCCAAGAUGCAGGUGGUGCUGCUUGGAUAUCAGUCCCUCUUGUGGGAGUCCAUGAAACCCACUGGUCUAAAGGUUCAUCUGCCCCAACUGGCCCCCGGCCAGAUGCCUUGCUCCUGGGCUUGGACCCUGCGACUGACUGGUGCGGUGUAGCCAGAGGAUGGCGCCACAGUUAGCUGCUGCCUUUAGAAAUAAUGAAGUAUUUCAUGAUUGAAGGCACUAUGGGGUUUUUAUCCACACAUUUUACAUUUAAAGACACCCUAUGGUGACAAUCAAGUUUUUAACUUUGUUUACAUGUCUGUCUGGUGUUUUUCAUAUGCUUAAAGACAAACCAUGUGCAAAUUCAUCAGUCAACAACAUUACUAAGCAUUUUCUCCUUAAAACGUUGGUGUACCAAAGACAGUCUCAAAAAUGCGGUUUGAAAGCACCAUUGUUUCCUACUGUCACAAACAUGUAACCAAUCACCUCAUUAUAACAAAGAAAAUAGUAGAUGCGAUGUAAAUAAGAGAUUAAUUGUGCAGUGUAGAGCUUCAUUGAUUAUAAAUGAGUUUUGUGAGAUUGCGAUGAACUUAGAUGAGUGACACCUUUUUAGUGAUUAUAAGGGGACCGCUCUUUGCGUGCUUUACAUCUACAUUAUAUUUACGUUUAUUCAUUUAGCAGAUGCUUUUAUCCAAAUCGACUUACAAUUGAGGAAUACAACAAUUGAUUUAUUAGAAAGAGGCAAAUAAGCAAAGGAAGUGCUUGUAAUACAGAAUUUCAGACAUUGUUCAGAUUACUACAAGCUAGACAGGGAGGGAUUAAGGAACGUUUUUUUUUUUUUGGAUGCAGUCAAAUGAUAACGAAAGAGAUUAGUUUUCAGCUGUUGCUUGAAAAUGGUCAGGGUUUCAGCAUUCCGGAUAGGGGUGAGAAGAUCAUUCCACCAGCAAGGAACGGUGAAUGAAAAGGUUCUGGAAAGUGAUUUUGUGCCUCUCUGUGGUGGUACCACGAGGCAUUGCUCACUUGUAGAUCUCUGGAGGGGACGUAGAGGCAUAAGAGUGAGUGGAAGUAGGAGGGUGCUGAGGGUGCAUCAGCAUAGCAUGGUAGGAGAAAUCAUGUACCUGUAUGAUGGGUUCCAGUGAUGUAGUGUAUAUGGAGAAGAUGAGGGGUCCAAGAACUGAUCCCUGAGGAACCCCAGUGCCCAGUUGAUGUGCUUUGACACAGGCCACCCUGAGAGACCUACCUGUGAGAGAGGAUUCAAACCAGGGAAGUAAAAUCCCAGUGAUGAGAGGGUGGACAUGAUUCACAGUAUCAAAGGCAGCAGAUAGAUCCAGCAGAAUGAGAACUGAUGAUUUGCACUCAGCUUUCACCAUCCGCAAGGCCUCAGUGGCUGACAGUAAUGCAGUGUCAGUUGAAUGGCCACUUCUGAAACCUGAUUGGUUAAGGUCCAGUUGGUUAUUCUGUGAAAGAAAUAAUGAUAUCUGGUUGAAAGCUACUCAUUCAAGUGUUUUAGCUAUGAAUGGAAGGAGAGAGACAGGUCUGUAGCUUUCUACAAGUGCAGUGUUUAAUGUAGGUUUUUUAAGCAGUGGGGUUAUCGAGCCUGCUUGAAUGCAGUGGGGAAAAGGAGAUGUUGAUGAUAUGUGUAAGUGCUGGUAGAAGUGUAGGAGAGAUUGCUUGGAGAAGGUGUGCGGGGAUAGGGUCUAAAGGGCAUGCUGUAGGAUGGCUGGAGUGGAGAAAUGUAGAUACUUCUGCCUCAGUGAGGAGACAGAAGGAGAUGAGGAGAGUUUUAGCAGUGGAUGUGGUUGAUUUGAGUUCCUGUGUCUGUGGAGCUGACAACUGACUGAUGAUGGUUUUAGUUUUGUUGGUGAAGAUGGACCAAAAUCAUCAGCUGAGGUGGUGUAGGGGCACAGAGGAGAGAUUUGAAUGUUUUGAACAGAUUACGUGGAGCAGGUCCGAGCUGCUGUGAUUGAGUGGAGGCGGAGACUCGUUUGCAGAGUUUCAUUCAAGCCUUUUUAAGAUGUAAAGAAAUUAUUUUCUUUGAAAAAAACUUUAAAUUUGUCAUUUUGAUUGUCAGAGAUAAAAAGAAUGAAAAUAGUGACUGAAGAGAGACUUUAAAUAAUAAAGUUACCAAAAUAAUAUGUGUUUAAAAUUGACAUCUUUAUGAAUGAAUUCCAAUGUUUUACUGUUGCGUAGUGUCUCCUGGUAGGGACACAAACUGGAGAGGUGUGCUGCUACUUUGAUCAUAAAUGAUCAGAAUUGAAAGUUUUUGCCUGGCAGACAUUAAAACAACUGUAAAAAAAAAAAAAAAACAUUUGAACACCUCAUCAACCACAUGGCAGCACUCUGUUAACCACCUGCUAUCAUGAUGGUGACUUUUGCACAAGUAUAAUGUAUUGCACCUAUUGUUUGUUUGUUUUUUAUGCAGUUACAUUUGGAAUUUUUAAAUUAACACUUUUUUUUUUUUAGCAUUAAUGAUAUUUAUAAUCAAAAAUAUACUUGCAAAUAAAACACCUUAAACAUGCACUGUAUUAAAAAAAAUGAAAGGUCUUCAUGUGAAGCCAGAUGUAUUAAACUGAUAUUUUGUUUGUU